Molecule: messenger RNA, 4498 nt
Organism: Phlebotomus papatasi
Lineage: Eukaryota; Metazoa; Arthropoda; Insecta; Diptera; Psychodidae
Gene: dia
Product: protein diaphanous
Exons: 5
Coding region: 293-3496 (1067 amino acids)
Biological process (GO): actin cytoskeleton organization; actin filament polymerization
Cellular component (GO): cytoplasm; actin filament
Molecular function (GO): actin binding; small GTPase binding; microtubule binding
Source: RefSeq, a predicted model, not a curated record
ACAUUUUGUAGUUGGAUUGUCAGUACGGAUGGUGACAUCAUGAAUUUUGCGUGAAAAAAACAGAAAUGCCCCCAAGAUCUCUUCGAAAAUAGCUUGAUUAUCUCAGAAUGUGCAAGAGUGUCUCCCUCAGGAUCCCCAAAGUGUAGUGCCGUUGCCCCCGGACAGUGAGAAAGUGGGGAAAAUUGUGCGAAAAGUGAGUGUUUUGUGGAAGAAGUGCACCUGCAACAAGUGCCACGGAAAGGUAAUCUCUGGGUGUUUUUGGAGAUAGAGGCGUUAGAUAACAGUGGACAGGAUGUCGAGGCAUGAUCGGUCGAAGCCCAGUGGGAUCAUGGAUACACUGUUUGGGCGGCCAAAAUUGCGCGGCAAGACGUCCAGUUCAAAUGGGGGCCGCCCAAUUUCUGAGCCGGAAGGUGAUUUGCAGCAAUUGACGGCCGAAGUGUACAGAAUGACGACAGAGGAGAUCACCCACAAAUUCCUUGACAUCCUGGAGGACAUGAACAUCCCCAAGGACAAGCGACAGCCACUGCUCUUGAAGAGCGUCGAGGAGAAGCGCGAAAUGAUUCUCAUGCAUACCAAGGGCAAAGCCUCAACGGAGAAUCGAACGCAUUCACGUUUUGAAAAGCCAAGGGACUACAUUGAGUACUUACGCGAUCGUGAGCAUCCCUUUCACAAAAUUCAUGCAUGUGUGGAGAAUUUGAGGGUAGCACUAACAAGUAAUCCCAUUAGUUGGAUUAAAGAGUUCGGGGAGGAGGGGAUUGAUGAGCUUGUGAGCCUCUGGCGAGACUUUAAGCCUCAAAAGUGGUUCGAAAAGACAGAAUAUGAGUGCAUUCGAUGCCUCAAAGCCAUCCUCAAUAAUACAUGGGGCCUCAAUGCUAUCAUUGGGCCACAGCAGCAUGCAGCAGUGUUGCUUCUGGCCCAAUGUCUCGAUCCCCGGAAACCACAUACAAUGUGCGAAGCCCUCAAACUUCUCGCUGGUCUCUGUUUGAUUCCCGAGAGAAAUGGCUACGACAAAGUUCUGAGAGCGAUCACAAAUGCUGCUGCAACUGUGGACAAGACGGGAGAACGAUUCAGAUGUAUUGUGGAAGGCAUAUUUGUUGAGCACGAUGCCAAUGAUACAAAGCGGGAAUUGUGCUAUCUGUGUCUCAUGUUCUUCAACACCAUCCUCAAUUCUCCGGACCUCAAUUUUCGCCUGCAUCUUCGGUGUGAGAUCAUGCGAACGGGACUGUAUGAGAGGAUGGAAUUGCUCGCGGACAUUGUCGAGAAUAGCAAUAUGGACAGUUUGAAGAAGCACUACAAGAUCUUCAAUGAUGCCCGUGAGGAUGAUUCUGAGGAGUUCAGUCAGCGCUUUGACAAUGUUCGACUAGAGUUGGAUGAUAUGAAUGAUUGUUAUGAACUUGUGAAGAAUAUCGUGUCGGAUACAUCGGCAGAACCCUAUUUUCUGUCCAUUCUGCAGCAUUUGCUGUUCAUUCGCGAUGACCAUGAGUAUCGGCCGGCGUAUUUUCAGUUGAUUGAGGAAUGCGUAUCCCAGAUAGUUUUCUUCAAGAAUGGCUGUGAUCCCAAUUUCAAUUCGCGGGACUUUCACAUAAAUGUGGAUAUGUUGCUGGAUGAUCAGGUGGAGAAGUCCAAGCAGAAGGAUCAACGGAGGAAUGAGGAGUAUGAGAAGAAGAUUGAGGCACUUGAGACGGCUAAGCAGGAGGCGGAAGCACAUGCGGCGACGCUCAUGGAGAAGAUAAAGUCAUAUGAGGAAUCGGGAGUGGUGCCAGUGGUGCAGAGUAAAUUGCCGGAUAUCAAAAUACCACCACCUCCGCCGCCGCCGAUGCAGAAGCUGCAGCCGGGGGCACCUCCGCCGCCACCACCGCCUCCGGGUGCUCCACGUGGCGGAGGUCCUCCUCCGCCGCCUCCGCCGCCCGGUAUGGGGCCUCCACCACCGCCGCCACCACCUGGAAUGGGUCCUCCACCGCCUCCCAUGGGCGGCAUCGGGUUUCCGCCACCCGCGAAGGUUCUCGUGCUGCCGCAUGGCCUCAAGCCCAAGAAGAAAUGGGACGUCGAUGGACCCAUCAAAAGGGCCAAUUGGCAGGUCAUCACUCCCGCCAAAAUGUCCGAAAAGGCCUUCUGGGUGAAGUGCAAGGAAGACAGAUUGGCGUCAGAAGAUAUCUUCUUGGGACUCUCCAGCAAAUUCACCUCAAAGCCCGUCAAGAAGAUGGACAAAGACACAAUGGAUAAAGCACCGACGACAAAGAAGAAUGUGGUUGAUUUGAGGGUAUUGGAUGGGAAAUCUGCCCAGAAUAUUGCCAUUCUCUUGGGUGGUUCUCUAAAGCAUCUUUCCUAUGAUCAAAUUAAGCUUUGCUUGUUGCGCUGCGAUACCUCAAUUCUCACAUCAAAUAUCCUUCAGCAACUCAUUCAGUACUUACCACCACCGGAUCAGCUGAAGCGUCUGCAGGAUCUCAAGGCCAAGAAGGAAGAGUUAACGGGAGUGGAGGAUUUUGCAGCGACAAUUGGUGAGAUUAAGCGACUGAGUCCGAGGUUGCACAGUUUGAAUUUUAGGCUGCAAUUUAGCGAUAUGGUGCAGGAUGUGAAGCCGGACAUUGUGGCUGGGACGGCGGCAUGUGAAGAGGUGAAGGAGAGUGCCAAAUUUGCCAAGAUACUCGAAUUGAUCCUACUAAUGGGGAAUUAUAUGAAUUCUGGGACGAAGAAUGAACAAGCUUUUGGCUUUGAGAUGAGUUUCCUCACAAAAUUGAGCAGCACGAAAGACUACGAAAAUAAACAGACAUUGUUGCAUUUUGUGGUUGAUGUGGUUGAGAAGAAAUUCCCAGAGGCCCUGGCAUUGGAUAAGGAUCUGUCGCAUGUGGAUAAGGCGUGUAGGGUGAGCAUGGAGAAUAUUCAGAAGACAAUGCGUCAGAUGAAUGCCUCACUGAAGAAUCUCGAUUCGGAUUUGACCAAUAAUAAAUUGCCACAGAGUGAUGAUGAUAAAUUUAGUGAGGUUAUGGGACAAUUUGCGCAAGAAUGCCGAAAGACUGUGGAGGUUUUGGGGAAGAUGCAAGUGCACAUGGAGGCGCUAUUUAAGGAUUUGGCUGAUUACUAUACAUUUGAUCCGGCCAAGUAUACCAUGGAGGAAUUUUUUGCCGAUAUCAAAACCUUCAAGGAUGCCUUCCUGCAGGCCUAUGCGGAUAACAUUAGGAUCCGGGAGGAGGAAGAAAAGGCCAGGAGGCAACGGGAGGCAAGGGAACAGGCUGCCCUGGAUGCACAAGAACGGAAGAUGCGUCAGCAGGCUGUGGUGGAUAUUGACAAUCCUCAGACUCAGGAGGGUGUCAUGGAUAGUCUCCUGGAGGCCCUACAGACGGGAUCGGCCUUUGGGAAUCGCGAUCAGAGGCGGAAACGUGGUCCACGGCCAGCUGGAGCUGAAAGGAGAGCUCAACUCAGUCGGAGUCGAUCGAGGACACGUGUGGCUCCCGGAAGUCUCAUUACAAGGGAAAUGCUCAAUGAUAUCAUGUCGUGAUCCAAGAGUUUCAACGGACAGUGUAUUAUUUCUUGUUGCAUUUUUUUCAAUCGUUCUAAAAGCGCACAUCUUUUUUUUUAACACUCACACUCACCUCCACGCCUUCUACCACAAAAAAAAACCGCCAAAUUCAUCAGAAAGUCUUCCAAGAAGUGAAUCAAAAGCAAAAAACAGCAGUCAAUUAAAAAAAAACACGUCUUUCGCAUCAUAGAUUUUUAUUGUAUUUUUCUGUUCUUUUAUUAGAAUGAGCGAAAAAGAAACGAAUAAAGAAAGAACCUUUUUUGAAAAUGUGUAAUUUACAUCAAAUAUUGUAUGAAUUUAGUUACUAUUAUUAAAUACAUUCAAGUUUUUUUUUUUAAAAAGAGUGAUUUCAUUUCCACUUGGAUUUUUUUUGUUUUUUUGAUUUUUAGAGAAAUUUAUUUUAUAGGAAUUUAUGGUUGAUUGCUGUUGGGGAGUUGCAAUAUUCUCUGAAAGUUAGAAAUAUUAUUUUUUGCUUUAUUUUUUUAAAUUCUAUUCUAUAUUUUUUUAAAAUUCUAUUGGAUUAUAUUUUACUAGAAAAAAAAGUGACAUUUCUCCUUGGACAGGAACCUUUUUGGUCGAAGGUUUGAAUCCCUGGAAAAGAAAAUUUGUUAAUUCACAGAAAUAUUUUGUUAUUAUUAUAGAAAAAAGAGUCUCCAUUGAGGCUGCUUCGAGAAUCUCUCGAUUUCCCUGUAAGGAAAAUUCAUUAUAGAAAAUCUAUUGACUACAAAUUCAGCAACGCCAUCUAUUGGGGUUGUUUCUGCAAAUUUCCAAAGACACACACCACCAACCUAAAAUUCUCAAAUGUUCGUUAAAGAGAGAGAAAAAUAAAGUUCUUUUGUGUACUUUCCACGGCAUUCCAACAUCUCUGCAACAAAAUACAAAGUUUUUUGCUGCAUCCUCUCUCUACAAAAAUAUCCAAAUUCAUUCAAUAAAAAUUCACCUCGGCGCAGAAAUCCAUCAUAAACUUAUUGGUGUUUUUUU